Messenger RNA from Prunus avium (sweet cherry), 778 nucleotides. NCBI's taxonomy places the organism in Eukaryota, Viridiplantae, Streptophyta, Magnoliopsida, Rosales, Rosaceae. The record is from RefSeq and is a predicted model, not a curated record.
AUAUAAGAUACUAGUUAAUGCACGUAGCCUCCAUCAACAUAUCAGAAUUUGGAACCAUUUGGAAAAAAAUUAUGUCACGUAGUUUCAGCUUUCUCGGGUUUCAAUAUGGCUCUCCUAGAAAGCCUCCAAAUAAACCAGCUCCCGAGUUGAGUUUCUCCAAAGAGAGGCAAAGGUCUAGCUUGUCAAGGCCUUCAUCCCAGCCAAAAGCUGAGGAGAUAAGAUAUGUGUUUGAUAAAUUUGACACCAACAAAGAUGGGAGGAUCAGCAGGGAAGAGUACAAGUCAGCCCUGAAGACCCUUGACAAAGAAAUGGCAGAAGCUGAGAUUGCCAAGACCUUUAAGGCUCUUGACAGUGAUGGAGAUGGGUUCAUAGGGUUCAAGGAGUUUGUGGAGAUGUUCAACAUGGGAGCUGAUCAGGCACGAGAGGCUGACAUCGAAAGCGCGUUUCGAUUGUUUGAUCUGGAUGGCAAUGGGAAGAUAAGUGCAGAGGAGUUGUCUCUGGUGCUGAAGAAGCUAGGAGAGAAUUGCAGUCUUGGGGCUUGCAGGAACAUGGUGAAAGGAGUGGAUACUAAUGGUGAUGGUUUAAUUGACAUGAAUGAGUUUUCCCAAAUGAUGGGGAACUUCAAGAAACCAACUGCUUAAGAGAUCAUUUAUAUAAAUUUUAGAUCUCAUAUCCUAUGUUAUAGCCAUAUAUUUAGUCUUGCUUAUAAUAAUACCUGUAAGGGUUGUCUGCCCAUGUUCUUAAAUAAGAAUAAUAUGCUGUCUGCCUUUGCUUUUAA